CACUUAAUAAUUGCUGAGUGAGCAUCUUGUUAUCUCUUUGGAAUCUUGUGUGUGGUCAAAUAAAGUCGCUUGUUCUGGCUUGAUAUAUCUAUUGAGAUGGACUCACUUGCAGACAACAUGUGCUCACUGGACCUGUCAGCAUCAGCAGUGAAAGAUUCAGAUGGCGGCUCUGCAGUACAUGGUGACUCUAAGGAUCUGUGCUGUAUUUGCCAGGAGAAGUGUGUCAACCCAAUCAGCCUUCCCUGCUCUCACACCUUCUGCUACCUGUGCGUCAAAGGAGUGGCUGCCCGUGGCAACAAGUGUGCCCUGUGUAGACAACGUAUCCCCUCAGGCUAUUUAGAGGACCCACAAUCUGUCGUAAACAAAGACCAACUCAAACAAGAACUGGAGGAAUCGAAACAGAAAAAGACAACAUGGUUUUACGAGGCAAAAAACGGAGGCUGGUGGAUGUAUGAACAACGAACGUCAGCUGAGAUUGAACAAGCCUUUAUUGAAGACAAAAAGAAUAUUCGUCUGCAGAUAUCUGGAUUCUAUUAUGUUAUAGACAUUGAGGGCAUGAUCCAGUACCGAGAGGACCACCCAAACAGACGGAGGAGCAUUAAGAGGGACGUAGUGAGACCAGACUCUGUCAAAGGCAUCGCUGGAAUUAGAACUAUCGAUGAUGGACAGUCAGAACAUGAUGUGUCAUAAUAGUUAUUAUUUACCCAUGUUGACAUGGUAUUUACUCAAUGUUAGCCUCGAGACCAGGCCGAUUUUAAUCGGCCUGGAUUCGAGGCUAUUUUAAUCGGCCUGGAUUCGAGGCUAACUCAAUGUUAGACAUGCUUUUGGUUGUGUUGGCUUGCACAAUUAAAGUGUGUGCUUUCAAAACGGAAGUAUUUUAAUUGCAUUCAUACCAAAUUUCUUGCCGUGUGAAAAAUGGCUGAACCUGGGAAUCAUGGAUGUGUCAGCAAGUAAAUAUAAGUGGCCCAUCGCUUAAUGGAAGGUAUUUACUGUGUGGAAGAAGGAUUGGUUUUGUUCAUGUUUUUACAUGUGUUGCUGGUUCGGGAACAUCUAUUCAGUGGGCUGUGCCCCCACUGUUUGCAAACGAAGGUUUUCAUGAUUUUGACCCUCUAUUGAAUAGGGGAGGUACUGAUGCAACUAUCAGUUUGCAGAGAGUUACACCUACUUUUGUUGUCUACAUUGAAGAUAAGUAAUGUACCGAACAUAACUGUUCAAUGCUCAACUGAUACACAAGGAUCAUUAAACACAAAAAACCUUACUACAGUCUAUAACCUUUGGGGAACAAUGUUUUGGCCUUUAAUUAAACAGAGGUGGCCUUUAUUGAGGGGUUGUUUUGUACACAAACUAUUCAUUUGGGACCUGGGUGCCUGGCCGUUAUAUAGCAGCUGGCCUUUAUUUGGAGGUGGUUGUUAACAGAGGUUCCACUAGCUGUAGUUUAAGUGAGUACUACUUAAAUACGUGUAUGUUCAAAAUUUUCUUCCUUACAGCUACAAUGGUGGGACUCAGUGAUGACAUCUAUGGUUUAGCUGAUGAAGACACAAUUCAAGCAUUGGUUUCUGUCGUUUCUCAGUGUGGUGAUAUUCGGGAGUUCGACUAAAUUAGCUUCUACAUGUACCGCCGGUCAACCUUUGGUUUCACUAAUCUCACAUGAUACAGCUUCAGAGCAGUAGUUCAAAAUCGAUUUUAUAUUGGAUGUUUGCUUACCCGGGAGGAGCAUGGCUCUCAAGCAGAAGGAGAAAGAAUAUGACGAGCUCAUGGAGACGCUGCAACGAGAUGCUUACCUCCAGAUGGUUCGUCUGAAGCAGGAGAGGGUAGAGGUUGCUUAUUGUCGUGAAGAGGAUGAACGUCGUAUAGCUUGCAAUUAUAAAGUUAUGGAUGUUGAAAGAUGUUCAACUACACCCCACUCGCGAUGGUCCGGGAACUUUUUCAGUCGCCAUAAUUUGAUUC
Halichondria panicea is the source of this 1947-nucleotide messenger RNA. RefSeq names its product E3 ubiquitin-protein ligase rnf146-like. Gene Ontology annotation, cellular component: nucleus; cytoplasm. The coding region runs from base 97 to 690 and encodes 197 amino acids. The transcript has 6 exons. The record is from RefSeq and is a predicted model, not a curated record. Gene Ontology annotation, biological process: Wnt signaling pathway; ubiquitin-dependent protein catabolic process. NCBI's taxonomy places the organism in Eukaryota, Metazoa, Porifera, Demospongiae, Suberitida, Halichondriidae. Gene Ontology annotation, molecular function: poly-ADP-D-ribose binding; ubiquitin protein ligase activity; zinc ion binding.